Colletes gigas is the source of this 2306-nucleotide messenger RNA. It is a transcript of the gene Atg13, whose product is annotated as autophagy-related protein 13. Gene Ontology annotation, cellular component: Atg1/ULK1 kinase complex; extrinsic component of membrane; cytosol. The coding region runs from base 500 to 1723 and encodes 407 amino acids. The transcript has 5 exons. Lineage: Eukaryota; Metazoa; Arthropoda; Insecta; Hymenoptera; Colletidae. Gene Ontology annotation, biological process: protein localization to phagophore assembly site; piecemeal microautophagy of the nucleus; autophagosome assembly. The record is from RefSeq and is a predicted model, not a curated record.
ACGAAACACGAUCGAUUCACAGCGUGUCAUUAGAAUAGUGAAAUAAGAAAUACAUUCGAUACUUGCACAUAUUAUUCGAGAAAAACGACAUUCACGUUGACCAGUAGUAUCGAUUAAUAUUUUCGAGUUCGUUUCAACAUUCCAUCGAUAGUGGUUCAAAGUUUAUUUAAAAUAAAAUAAAAUCGAUUCGUUACUUUACCUGCCACGCAACUGCAUGCAACACAAUGCUGCGAUAUGAUGUCCAUGCUGUUGUCAAAGUAUUGUUUUUCGGCCGGAGUUCCUGCAUUAAUAAGUCCUAGAAAAAAAAAGUCGUUUAUUGUCUCGAGUGCAAUGGUUCACAAGUACAAGUGUCAGAAACGAUUUCAUCAUGUAGUUUUACAGAUUCCUCGUGGAAAUGUUUUGGCGCAUACAAAAUUCCAUUCAGUUUAGAGAAAUUCAAUCUCUCAAUGACACAUUAGUGUUCUUUUGAAAAUAAUUGUACGAAGGAAACAGUAUUAAAAUGUCCACGUUAAAAUUGAGUAUGCAAGAUAAAAAGGAUUUGGAUAAGUUCACCAAAUUCUUAGCAUUGAAAGCAACUCAAAUUAUAGUGCAGUCGAGGUUAGGUGAAAAGGUCAGCACAAAGUGCAAACCAAAUUCAUCUGGAACAGACUGGUUCAACUUAGCUAUUCACGAUGUACCAGAAGUUUUAGCUGAAGCUAAGAGGGCAUUAUGUGGGGAAAUAAUAAAUUCAACUAUACCUCUUUGCAUCGAAAUCUUUUUGAGAACCGUUGAAGGUGACACAAUGGUUUUAGAAACUUGGAGCCUUGGUAUUUUGCCAGAACAUAGUGAUCCUACUAUAAGAGUAACAUAUACUGUAUACAACAGAAUGAGUAUUUUAUUAAAAUCAUUGCUGUCUGUAUCAAGAAUUACUCCAGCUUACAAAUUGAGCAGAAGACAAGGUCCAGAUUCCUAUGUUAUUUGUUAUAGAAUUUAUAUGGGAGAACCACAGCUACAUACAUUAGGUGACAAUUAUAAACAUGUCAGAGUGGGUCAAUUGUACACACCUGUGGGUACAAUCCACUUAUCUGUAUCCUAUAGGACAAAAAUGACUAUAUCUCCUACUCAUACUGGUCGUGAUUCAAUUAUGUUAAAGAGCGAUCAUUUUCAUUCUGACUUAAGUCCCCGUAAUGCAAGAUACCAACAGAACGAAGAGACAUCAAAAUCCCUCAGUGAUACUAUAAAAGUUGGAGCGUUUGUAGUUAAUAAGCCAGUUACUGUUAAUGAAGAAGACUUUGUUAUACCAGAUGUACCUUUCAGUUCUUUAUUAACUCCCAGACAAACUUCACCUCUUCCGGUCUCGGUAGCCGAGACUACAAACACAAAGACUGCAACAGUAACUACUGCAAUGGAUAGCAGCAAUGGAAAUAACGAAAGACUUACAAACGAUAACACAACGUCAAAGUGCAACUCUCAGAACGGAUCUAGAAGGAGCAGCUGCUCAAUGACCAGUGCCAACGACGAUUUUAUUAUGAAAACACCUUUUGCCGUGACUAAUACUAAUAGCGAUCUGGGAGCAUUUUAUCGUGAAUGUCAAAGUGCUCCACAACUUCAAGCUUUCGUAAAAGAAGAAACACUUGGAGAACAAAUAGAAGAUCUAACCAAACAGUUAGAAACGUUCGAAACAAAGGGACGUUGGUAUGAAGAUAUUUUGUCAUCAUUAUGUCAUACAGAAAAUAAUAACUGAUAUUAAAAUCCAGCGAUACUUCGAGAAAGAGUGUAAUUAUACACGAAUUACAUAUAGUAUCUGUUAUAGAUUUAUGCGACUUUCAAUACACAAUAUUACAACAUUUCAACAAGAGCAUUUCAAUGAAAUUUUCCGUCAAAUGCUUCUAACGCAUGCAACCGCUUAUAGACAAAUUAAAUUUAUACAAUUAAAUCAAGAUUUAUCUAUAAAAUAGAAAAAUAAACAAUCUCCAAUGAUAUGUACGUGCAUUUGGCUUUAUAUGUCGAUGUACUAGUAAUCGUGUUUACUUGUUACGAACUAUCGAUUCAAUAAUCGAUAAUCGAUCAUUUCUCGUUUAAAACUGCUUUAAAUUAUUUAUUUGUCUACUAUUACCGUGUAACUUCUACUCGUAUAAGCUAUAUACUAAAAUCUGAUGUAAGUCUAAAGUAUGCUGUUUGUUGAAAUAAUUUAUUAAUAUAAUGUUAAUGAGCAACGUCAACGAUGGUUAGUUAAUAUAUGUUAAAACUUUAAUUAAUUUAUUGCUUGUACAUAGUGUAAAUUGUGCUUUAGCGUUGUAACAUUAAUUGAUGAGUAUAAAAGAAAU